Molecule: messenger RNA, 588 nt
Organism: Chroicocephalus ridibundus (black-headed gull)
Lineage: Eukaryota; Metazoa; Chordata; Aves; Charadriiformes; Laridae
Product: protein MRP-126-like
Exons: 3
Coding region: 90-443 (117 amino acids)
Cellular component (GO): cytoplasm
Molecular function (GO): calcium ion binding; calcium-dependent protein binding
Source: RefSeq, a predicted model, not a curated record
GUGGCGCAGCAGGGCGGCCAGGCUAUAAGAGAUGUUACGCUCAGGACCAGACCUGCUCCAGCCCGAGUGGAUCUCGCUACUUCGUCAAGAUGAGCAAGACCCCCCAGGCCCAGGAGCAGCUCUCUGAGCUGGAGAAGGCCAUGGAUGUCAUCAUUGAUGUCUUCCACCAGUACUCGAGACGGGAGGGGGACAGAGACACCCUGACCAAGAAUGAGCUGAAGCUCCUCAUCGAGAAGCAGCUUGUGAACUACCUGAGGCACGUGAGAAACAAGGCCACCAUUGACCAAAUCAUGAAGGACCUCGAUACCAACAGAGACGCGCAGAUCUGCUUCAGCGAGGUGAUGUUGCUCAUCACCCGUGUGACCAUCGCCACCCACGAACACCUCCACGACGUUGAGGACCAGCAGCAGCAGCAGAAACAGCAGCACCAACACCACCACUGAGACGGGCGGCCGUCCCCAGCCAAAGGCAGCCACGCAGUGCUCACAGCUUUCUCCCUUCCCUCCUCCUCUGCCCACCUCCCUCCUCCUUUCCUUCCUUCAAGUUUGAUGGUUUUUGCUGCCCAAUAAAGAUUUGCCCUGAGGCUGU